UUAAACACCACCUUCAGUUAUUCAUGUUUCUAUAUUCCACUACAUUCUGGGGAAGAAUAAAAUAAAUAAAUACUCCUUGUAAGAAAAUCAUCCUUAUCCGGGAUUGAAGAAUCUGUAACAUCUUAAUCCAAGGUUCCAAGGCUAGGGCUCUGAAUAUAGUAGAACCUGUAUAACUGUAUUGAGAUACAUACAUAGAUAAUUAGAGCUAGAGAGAGGAGAUGGGUCAGGCAUUUCGUCGAGCAGCUGGAAGGAUUGGAAGAGUCGAAACGCCGUCUUCGCAGCUGAAGAACCCCAUUGAGAGACCGCCGCUGCCUUCACCGGAAAUUAUUUCUGGCAAAGAUGUCGUCCAUGGAGCUGAGAACACUCCAAAAGCCAAUCCCAAGAAUAUUCUUGAAGAACGAGAUCCACAGUUUGAUGUGAUGCUUAGUCAAAUGGUCGGUAGAAUUCAUGCCAAGCCUGGAGGGAAAUCUGAAAUGGGUGAGGCUUCAAUAGUGGGAAAGUACGAACGACCAUUGCCGAAACUACGGAAUGCAACAACAGAGUCUAGCAGAUAUGAAGGAAGGCCGACGCCUCCAGGAACGUUAAAUGUAGCGCAGUUAAGACAAAUCAUAAUGUUGUAUCAAGGAAAGGCAAAUGAUGAGCAUGAAGGGCCUAUGGAUGUCAACCAAAUAGCGGAAAAGUUUCGAAUAGAUGUUUCUCAAGUCCAAAGGAUCGUUCAAUUUGUAUCACUGCCCCCGGAGGACACCACACUGCAGAAAAAUCUCUGAUUUACUUUUGCACAACUAAGUCCACUCACUGUUCGCGAUCAGAGAAUAAUAUAUUAUUUUCUUGAUCUUGAAGCUUCUAGUGUGUCUGAAUGAUGACAAAUAAAAAUUUAUGGAUUAUAUCUCUAUAGCAUCUCUGUAGCUAACUUUCUGACAAAUCCACAUUUUUUUAACUGAACCUUACCGGAGUACUUGCCAAGCUCAAUAAG
Molecule: messenger RNA, 973 nt
Organism: Cuscuta epithymum
Lineage: Eukaryota; Viridiplantae; Streptophyta; Magnoliopsida; Solanales; Convolvulaceae
Source: the annotation of a GenBank genome assembly